AUGGCCAACAGAAGUAGAAGAGUCAUGAAAGAAAUUCAAGAUUGUCAAAAAGAUAUUGGUGUUUCUCAUAUCGAUAUCGAACCUGUUGGAUCAGAUAUGUCAAAGUUGAGAGGUAAAUUUCCAGGUCCACCUAAUAGUCCAUACGAAGGUGGAAUUUUCGAAGUUUCGAUUGAUAUUCCAGAUAGAUAUCCAUUCGAACCACUCAAGAUGAAGUUUAUAACCAAAGUGUAUCACCCGAAUGUUUCAUCACAAUCAGGAGCGAUUUGUUUAGAUAUUUUAAAAGAUGCUUGGUCGCCUGUCUUGACUUUAAAGACUACACUUGUUAGUUUACAAAGUUUACUUUGUAGUCCUGAACCUAAUGAUCCUCAAGAUGCUGAAGUUGCUAAAGUGUAUUUAACUGAUCGAGCAACUUUUGAACGUACUGCAAGAUACUGGACAGAAACCUAUGCAAAAGGUACCAAACCAUCAAGUUCAAGUUCGAAUGAAAUUGCCUUAGCCGGAUUAAAUCCAGCUUAUGUACAACAAUUCGAAACCAUGGGAUUCCAACGUCAUCAGAUUAUAGAAGUGAUGAAAAAAUUAAAUUAUCGUGGUAAGAAUGUAAGUUUAUUAGGUGAAGAUGCUGUGAUUGAAGCUUUACUUUCUGCUUGA
This is a messenger RNA of Melampsora larici-populina 98AG31, 648 nucleotides long. RefSeq lists its product as uncharacterized. The transcript is spliced from 7 exons. The record is from RefSeq and is a predicted model, not a curated record. The coding region runs from base 1 to 648 and encodes 215 amino acids. NCBI's taxonomy places the organism in Eukaryota, Fungi, Basidiomycota, Pucciniomycetes, Pucciniales, Melampsoraceae. Gene Ontology annotation, cellular component: nucleus. Gene Ontology annotation, molecular function: ubiquitin conjugating enzyme activity; protein binding. Gene Ontology annotation, biological process: protein polyubiquitination; proteasome-mediated ubiquitin-dependent protein catabolic process.